AUGCGGAUACAGCUAGCUUCCAUCAGCGCCAUAGCUUUCGCAGGCGCAGGCGCAGCCCAGGCCGCUGCCGCUCCUCUGGUAUCGGAAGCCGGACAGCGUGCGCCAAUCCCCUCCUGGGACCUGCAGUCAUCGGCCAAAGCCGGCGACGAUCUGUCCAAGAUCUCACAGGCGAGCCAAGACACCUCCUCCUGGCACCACGCCGAUGUCUCUCGCUGCACGGUGAUGGCGUGCCUCAUCAAGGCCGGCGUCUACAACGACAGCGAGCUCUUCUACUCUGACAACCUCGACCGGUUCGACGCGAGCCCGUUCCGCGUCCCCUGGAUAUACCGGAGCGAGUUCGCGCUGCAGAAGGAGCCCGCCCAGGGCCGGCACUUCUUCUUGCACACGCACGGCAUCACCUCGUGCGCGGACGUGUUCCUCAACGGCAAGGAGGUCGCCAACAAGACCGCCCAGGCCGGCGCGUACGGCGGGCACGUGUACGACGUCUCGGAGCUCGUCGUCGCGGACGGCAACGCGCUGGCGGUGAGGGCCUACCCGACCGACUACCAGUACGACUUUGGGGUGGGGUUCGUCGACUGGAACCCGAGCCCGCCGGACAACGGGACGGGGGUCUGGCGCGAGGUGGUACUCCGGCAGACGGGGCCGGUGUCGCUCGGGGACCUGCGCAUCGUGACGGCGCUCCCGGAGCCCGUCGGCAGCUCGGCUUACGUGACGCUCAAAGCUACGGCACGGAACUUGGAAGACCACGAGGUCACGUUCGUCGCGAACGGCGACGUGUCGCUCGCCGACGGCGGAUCCGCCCGCGCGCUGAGCAAUACAUAUACAGUCGGACCCAAGGAGAGCGUCGAGAUCAACUUGACGACAGACUAUGCGAACCCGCCGCUGUGGUGGCCGAAGCCCUGGGGCGAGCCAACUCUGCACAAGGCCCAAGUCACUGUGUCCGUCGAUGGUGCCAUCUCGGACAAGUCGGAAGAGAAGAAGUUUGGUCUCCGGACCGUCUCUUCGGUGCUCAACAAGCACAACGACACGCAAUUCUUCGUCAACGGCCACCCGUUCCAGGUCUUGGGCGGCGGGUACUCCUCGGACAUGUUCCUGCGGUUCGACCCGGACCGAUUCACCACCGAGGUCAAGUACAUGCUCGACAUGGGGCAGAACACCGUCCGCCUGGAAGGCAAGAUGGAGCACCCGGAGCUGUACGAGAUCGCCGACAGCCUCGGCCUGAUGGUUAUCGCGGGUUGGGAGUGCUGCGACAAGUUCGAGGCCUGGAAGUACAACGAGGACCUGCCCGUGAACCCUCCGGCCGUCUGGAGCGACGCCGACUACGACAUCGCCAAGGCGCAGAUGCUCCACGAGGCGGCCAUGAUGCAGAACCACCCCAGCAUGCUGGCCUUCCUCGUAGGGAGCGACUACUGGCCCGACGACAGGGCGACGGCCAUCUACGUCGACGCCGCCAAGGCCGCGGACCUCGACGUCCCCAUCAUCGCCUCGGCCUCGAAGCGCAGCUACCCCAAGGCCCUGGGCCCCUCGGGGAUGAAGAUGGACGGGCCCUACGACUGGGUGCCCCCGAACUACUGGUGGGACACGGAGCCGGCCGACGAGCGCCUCGGCUCCUCCUUCGGCUUCGGCUCUGAGCUGGGCGCCGGCGUGGGCACCCCGGAGCUCAACAGCCUCAAGCGGUUCCUGUCGGCGGCGGACAUGGACGACCUCUGGCGGCGGCCGGACAAGGGCCUGUACCACAUGUCGACCAAGGUCUCGUCCUUCUACGACCGCAAGAUCUACAACGGCGGCCUCUGGAGGCGCUACGGCGCGCCCGCCUCGCUCGAGGACUACCUGCUCAAGGCGCAGAUGGCCGACUACGAGGCCACGCGCGCGCAGUACGAAGGGUACGCGGGCAUGUGGAGCGCCGGCCGGCCGGCCACGGGGCUCAUCUACUGGAUGCUGAGCAACGCGUGGCCCAGCCUGCACUGGAACCAGUACGACUACUACCUGCACGUUGGCGGGUCGUUCUACGGGAGCAAGGUCGGGAGCCGGAUGGAGCACGUCGCGUACGACUAUGUCAGGAAGUCGGUCUGGCUGAUCGACCGGCACAUAUCAAACCCGGACGACACGGCUAGGACCGUCAGCGUCGAGCUCUUGGGCUUGGACGGCAAGGCCAUCUCGACGUCUACGAUAUCCGCCAGGACGGGGCCGAAUGCGAGCAAGAAUAUCGGCGCGGUCAAGGGCGUCGAGUCCAUCAAGGAUGUCGGGCUACUCCGUCUCGUCCUCAGCGAUAGCAAGAACAUCACCAUCAGUCGCAACGUGUACUGGCUGUCAAAGACCAUGGACAAGCUGGACUGGGACGACUCGAGCUGGUACCACACUCCGGUCACUCAGUACGUCGACUUCACGGCGCUCAACAGGAUGAAGACUGCCGAGGUUUCCGUCAGCACGAAGGCCUGUGGCUCGACGGGCAAAGGUCGCGCGGUCGUGCUCGAGAACCAGUCGGACAUUCCGGCCGUGUUUAUCCGAGUCAACCUUGUGACCAAGGGUGGACAGGAUGUCACUCCGGUGUACUGGUCGGACAACUACGUCACGCUGUGGCCGCAUGAAAAGAUGGAGCUCAAGGUCAAGUCGGAAGACCUGACUGGGGCAAUCCAGGUCAGUGGGAAGAAUGUCAAAAAGUUCGAUAUUGAAUUGUAG
This is a messenger RNA of Thyridium curvatum, 2679 nucleotides long. RefSeq lists its product as uncharacterized. Lineage: Eukaryota; Fungi; Ascomycota; Sordariomycetes; Thyridiales; Thyridiaceae. Gene Ontology annotation, biological process: carbohydrate metabolic process. The record is from RefSeq and is a predicted model, not a curated record. The transcript has a single exon. Gene Ontology annotation, molecular function: hydrolase activity, hydrolyzing O-glycosyl compounds. The coding region runs from base 1 to 2679 and encodes 892 amino acids.